Melozone crissalis (California towhee) is the source of this 1110-nucleotide messenger RNA. RefSeq names its product tripartite motif containing 59 (gene TRIM59). The record is from RefSeq and is a predicted model, not a curated record. Lineage: Eukaryota; Metazoa; Chordata; Aves; Passeriformes; Passerellidae.
AUGAACGCGCGGCUCCGGCUCCGUGUCCGUCCUGCCCCGAGCGGGGUCAGCUCCGCUCCUCCAUCCCCUGAGCCCCGGAGCGGGGUCAGCUCCGCUCCUCCAUCCCCUCCGUGUCCGUCCUGCCCCGAGCGGGGUCAGCUCCGCUCCUCCAUCCCCUCCGUGUCCGUCCUGCCCCAGAGCUGCGGCCGUUACCGAGCGCGGGGCGGCGAGAGCGGCUCCAUUGGCGAGCGGAGCUCCCUGGAGCGGUUUCAUCGCCGAGCAGAGGAGCUCCCUCGGGGCGGUUUCAUUGCGGAGAGAAGGGGCACGGAGCGGCUCCAUCGCCCGGCAGAGCUCCCCGGAGCGGCUCCAUCGCCCAGCGGAGCUCCCCGGAGCAGCUCCAUUGCCCCUGAGGGGCCCGGCCCGGUGAGCGCCGCCCUCCCGGGACACCGCGGGGUCGGGGCCGCUUUUCUCCUAUUCCAGCUCGGUGCUGUCGCUGGGACCCGCAGGGUUCGGGGUGACAGGGCAGCUGUGCUGCAGCAUUUUAAGGAACGUGGUGGUACCCUGGAGCACAGAGCAGCUCUGCUGAGUGCACCGGAUGAACCCGACAGCCGCAUUUCAGAGAAGUACGAUCCCCUCGUGGAGGAGGUGGAACAACUGAAGCUGGGAGUGAGGGAGCUAAAGGAGCCAUUGGCUCUUCAGGAGGAGUCCCUGCUGCUCUUCCUGGAGAAGAUGAACGAGCUGACUGUGGCUCCACCUGAACCUGUGGAGAUCCAUCCUGGCUUGGAGAAGGUGCUGCAGGACACGUGGUCUGCAACUGCAAUGGGGCAGGUGGCACAGGAUCCACACCCCAGAGCACACCUGGCUGACAUUCAAACAGCAGCAUCUGCACUCUGGGCUGCUCCUGCUGAACCACAGCAACUGAUCCUCCUGACCCUGAUUUCCCUUGUGUUGUUGUGGCAUGAGGAACUCUCAUCUGGCACCAUCCCGGCUCCUCUGGCACAUCUGGAAUUCCUGCUGUGCAUUUAUCAGCAUUCCUGCACCCACCUGCAGGCCAGAGUGCAGGAGCUGUGCCACUCCUCUGGCCCGCCCCUGGAGCUGUGCAGGAAAACCCUUCCUGACUACCUGGAUUAG